GUCAGGCCCGGGGUUAAGGCCCCACUUUAAGGGGUUAAAAGAGGAUUUGUGAGGGCUGUUUGUUGCAGAAUUUGUGAGUGCAGAGUAGGGCCAUGCUGCCCAAGGGAGUGCCUUAGAGGACUGUUAGUGGCCCAGCAGCAGGAGUGGACAAGGCUUUUCUGUGCCUCAAGCCACAUCUGACAGCACAAGGCCAGCAUCCCUUGCAUUCAGUACCUGCUGAAGAACUUGCACACUUCCAACUGCAGGAACAUCUUUGUCCUCCUGGGUGUCUGCAGGUAGCCCAGUGCAAGUGGGAGGAGGGAGAAAACACUUGGCAAGCCAGCAGAAAGGUCAGUGUUCCCUAAUCUGGAGCUGUGACUUAACAAGCUUUCUUCUUUCCAUUCAUCAGACAGGACAUGUAGGGAUUACCAUUGCUAUACAUAGAUUGCUCUUAGCUGUGUCCUGUCCUGCUGGGAGCACUGCAGAGCUGUGUCACCCUCAGGGCUGGGCAUCCCACUGCUGCUUAUCCAGUGUCCAGCCUCUGCAGAGGGUUUCAGUCAGGACCAAGAGAGGACAGCUCUGAAGCUGGAAGCACUCAAACAUUGAGUUUUCUCAGUGAGAGAUCCAUCAGGAAGAACAAAUGUAGGGGCUGGCUACUGCUUCCCUGGGCAGGAGUCAAAAUGUAGCUCUGAAGAUAAUUUGUUGGGUAUUUUCCCGAACACAAGGGGGUUUUGUGGGCUUUUUUAAGUGCAUGUUCAGCUGGUCAGGGAUUUGGCAGCAGUGUUGGAUUGUGUGAGCCCGGGUGUGCACAUGGAGAUAAGGAGCCAAGGCGUAAUCUAGAAUUCCUCUGCUUGAUAGCCCGUUAUCUCUGGGCAUGGGCUCUGUGUGUUUUUGCUCUUGAUGGGUCCCCUCGAGGUUCUGGCUCUGUAAACACAGUUGCUGUUUUAAUGAUCUGGGAGUGUCCUGCUUUGGCUUUAUUGGCUCCUGAAAUAAAAGGCUGGGAAGCACCCAAAAAUGAGUUCCUGGUCAGGGACAUGCAAGCACCCAAACCCUCUACAGCUUGUCACAGCAGUGGCUGGUGCUGGCAAACAGGCACGUUUGGACUUUCUGUUGGAAUUACAGCCUGCUCCAUGGAACCCAUGAACAUUUUAAUAUUGGGUAUUUCAAUUGCAAAUUGCCAGGUCACAAAUGGAAGGCGUUUUAUCUCCCAGCGCUGCUCUCUAGACUUUUUAGAAGACAUAGUGGAAUAUGCCAGUGUCCGAAGAACCAAGCAUAUAUCUGGGUCUCCAAGACACAAAAGUUUGAAGAAGAUGCACUUCAUCAAGAACAUGAGGCAGUAUGACACCAAGAACAGCAGGAUAGUGCUGAUCUGUGCCAAACGAACCCUGUGCGUGGCGUUUUCUAUCCUACCUUACGGGGAGGGGCUACGGAUCAGUGAUCUGAAAAUGGAAGGACAGAAACAGCGACAUCCUUCUGGGGGAGUUUCAGUAUCUACUGAGAUGGUGCUUGGACUGGAAGGAGUAGAGCUGGGUGCUGAUGGCAAGGUUGUGUCCUAUGCAAAAUUCCUGUACCCGACCAACGCUCUGGUUGUUCGCAAAGCCGACGCCUACGGUGCUGUUCCCCCCUGUCGAGCCAGUGCUCCCCGGAGUCUUCCUGGAUCAAGAUACAAACCUGUGACAGCAAAAACAAUACCAGCAGGGACAGACAUUGGAAGUGAAGCUGGAGAAGCUGCAGAGUAUGAUCCAAAUCUUCUGGAUGAUCCUCAGUGGCCCUGUGGAAAACAUAAACGUGUUCUCAUCUUUGCCUCCUACAUGACUACAGUCAUAGAGUAUGUGAAACCCUCAGACCUUAAAAAGGAUAUGAACGAAACCUUUAGAGAGAAGUUUCCUCAUAUCAAGUUGACACUGAGCAAAAUUAGGAGUUUAAAGAGAGAGAUGAGAAACCUGAGUGAGGAGUGCAGUCUGGAGCCAGUGACUGUCUCCAUGGCUUACGUUUACUUUGAGAAGCUCGUCCUCCAAGGCAAGCUCAACAAACAGAACCGCAAACUGUGCGCUGGUGCUUGUGUUCUGCUGGCAGCCAAGAUCAGCAGUGACCUCAGGAAACACGAAGUGAAACACCUGAUAGAUAAACUAGAAGAGAGAUUCAGAUUCAACAGAAGGGAUCUCAUUGGUUUCGAAUUCACCGUCCUCGUGGCUUUGGAACUGGCUCUGUAUCUCCCUGAAAACCAAGUUUUACCUCAUUACAGACGGCUCACACAACAGUCUUAACCAAAGCUCCCUCCCAGCCAGCAUCCAGCUGUGCUGGGAUCCCACCCCAGGAUGCUGCCUGUGGAGCUGCCACUGGCUCAGCUCGUUGGGAAGGCUGCAGGGUGAUGGGAACUGUCGAGGUCUGUGGACACAGAUGCCAAAUCUGGGGCAUGGUACGAGAAGAGUUAUUGAACUUUUGUUCUCUUUUGGACAUUUAAAGCACAAAUAUUCACCAGUCAGCUGUCAUGGCUGCUUAUUAUUCCUUAUUUAUCUUCCUGGUUUUACUAAAACUGUUCUUCCCUAUGAAGAAUACUAUGGUAUUGGUUCUUUUUAUUUUGUUUUGUUUUAAGCCUUUAUUGUAUUCCUUGAAACUGAAGGAACAUCACUUCCAUUCCAGUGCACCAUAAAGUUCAGAUGUUUCUAAGAACCUUCUCACAUUUUUACAUUAAUGAAAUGCAUACUUUAUUUUUUUAAAGAUGUGCCUAAAACUGGCUGGUCUGGUACCAGUGCUUUUUAAGUUAGUUCUGUUAUUUAGUGGGGAAUCCUGAAUUUGUAUAGCCAUUUAUUCUUUACCUGCAUUGGCCUUGCAUACAAGGAAAACAAUUCCAGUAUAUCUGCACUAAUAAUAUACAGGGCAUCUAUUCUAUGAUCUAUAAGUAGCAAGAUUGAAAUUACUCCAUUUCAAUUUAUUUACUAUAAAUAACUUUAAAAUAUACAUUUUGCUUUAGAAGGAAAAUUGGUUUGAAAACCUGUCAUGAAGUACCACACAUUGAGUGAGGUAGCUGGCAAGUGAUUGCCAUCCUAAUUCACUCUUGAGUGGAAGAUGAGCACUUGACUAAGAGCAAUUUGCUGUCUAAUGUUUAAUUUAGGGGGUUUAUUUGUUUCUCUGUUCUGUAGCCUGAAAUAAGCACCUUUUUUAGGAUUGACUGUAUUAUAGAUGGUCUUAUCUGAGCAAAUAUGAAGCCAGUAGAGUUACUGCUGCCAACUGAGGCCAGUGAAACAAAGCAUGCUCGGUAUUUAAAAUGCUACAUUUUUUACUCUCUGUUCUUCCAAGCGUUGCAUCACUGUGAUGGUCCUCAUAAAACUGGCAUUUCUUGCACAUCUGAGCAGCCACUACUGGCUGGUGCCCAGCAGCUCUCUUGAGUUCUAAUAACUUCUCUGCCCCUUGGCUUAUUCCUUCCUUUAUUUUUACAGUAUCCAGGUUGAGAAUGAAUUCUUGAUUACACAUGAAACCUUCUGUGGUAUUGGCUCUUGGAUUUAUUUUCUGAAGCAAUAUUAUUGAUACAAGUUACUGGGUCCCUUUGCAAGGAACAAAACUGAUACUUGGUUAUUCCAACUGAGAAAGUUGUCAUUUAAGUUUGAUUUAUAAACUGCCAGACCUCAUGCUGAGGUCAGGGACUUGUUAUCCAAUAUGUAAGUAAUGUAAAUUCCUGUUCCUUGUAUUAAAUAUUGGUUGUAGCCAAAACCAAAGCUGAAUCCUUGCUCUUCAGCUGUGUUUUGUCUGAAGCUAAUUUGGCUUCAUUAGAAUUGCAGCAAACUUUACUGGAGCCCCUUCCUCUCAGAGUGGGGCUCAAAGUGUAUUUUUCAUAUAUAAUAAUUACAGUGACUAUCAAACCUUUUGUAACUGUGUUCAGCUGUAUGUAGCUUCAAAUUAUUUGUGUAAAAUUUAAUAUGCUUGUGAUUUCUCUAACACAGAAGGACUUUCCAGUCUCCAGAAGUAAGAUGUAGCUAAUAGCUUAGACAAUAAGCUUGCCAGAUAUCUUCCAAAAGGUUUUAAAAAACUGCCUACUAGUUAAACUUUCUACUGAAUAUAACUGUCCUUGCAUGCAGAAAUAGUGAUGUACUAAACAUCUAGUGUGUAAUGAGCCUCCAAAUUAGCAAACAGUGGUGCAGACAGCUGAGGUGCUCCACCACUUCCCAAGGCAUUGUGGAGGGGCCAGAGGUACAACAGAGCAAAGAAAUUUCUUACAGAACAGCUUGAUUGGCAUGAAUGAAAUCUGAACGUGUCUUUCUCUGGGAACUUCUUUAUUUAGUGUAUAAAGACUUUUUUGUAACAAAAUUAACUUUCUGAGGGAACAAAACGCACUUUGGUUUGCAACACAUUGCAGUCUGUAUUCAGUGGAAAUUUGUCUAGUUCAAGUGGCCAUUUGGGCUGAAAUUACACUCCCAGAACCUGUGGGUUUACGUCAUAAAACCAGCAAGCUUUUGUUUUCUUCCAGGAGAACAAAUUGGGAUAAAGGAGCAUUAAAUUACAGAAAGCUGAAUGUUGUCUGACAGUUAUUCUAGCCCUUGGCUCGGGCACACACUCGAGUUGGGAAGCCAAGGAUGACGCAGGGCAGCGAGGGCUGUGCCAGCUGUGUCUGGCAGAGCUCGGGUUUGGGGUGAUGCUGCCCAGAGCCUGGGGCUUUUGCAGGAACCUGUGUGCGUGCAGGGACAUCCAGCCCUUCUGCAGCUGGGAUCCUCCCCCAGCUCCAGCUGCUCUGCCCGCCGGGUUUGCCGUUCCCAGAGCGCAGCUCGCAGCCCUGGGCUGGAAUCUCUCUUUUUUCACCUAAAAGCUGCCACCAUGUGGCAAAGGACUCUCAGUACCUUGCGUUCACAAACUCAGCGCGGGACCCAGAGCCAGACCUGCCGGUUCACGUUUGCACAGCCAAACUCCUCUUGCUCUGAAGAGAAACAGCUUUACACCGAGGGGGGCUCGGUGCUUUGUGAAGGUGCUGCUGGGGUGGCUCAGCACGGAGAACUCUCUUGAGAAGAGCCUGUACAUUUCCUGUAAACAAAAACUCAUCUAGUUUUGUCAUACUCCAUUAUUUAAAAGUCUGAGUUGUAGCCUGUUUUGGGUUUUUUUGUUUGUUUUUUCUUCUGUGAAAUUAAGAUGCUGUGAAAUAAAACCUGGUUUUGGUA
This is a messenger RNA of Agelaius phoeniceus (red-winged blackbird), 5126 nucleotides long. It is a transcript of the gene CABLES2, whose product is annotated as Cdk5 and Abl enzyme substrate 2. The record is from RefSeq and is a predicted model, not a curated record. Gene Ontology annotation, biological process: regulation of cell cycle. NCBI's taxonomy places the organism in Eukaryota, Metazoa, Chordata, Aves, Passeriformes, Icteridae.